This is a messenger RNA of Podarcis raffonei (Aeolian wall lizard), 2575 nucleotides long. Its product is annotated as cytochrome P450 2C8-like. The coding region runs from base 826 to 2313 and encodes 495 amino acids. The record is from RefSeq and is a predicted model, not a curated record. Gene Ontology annotation, biological process: xenobiotic metabolic process. Gene Ontology annotation, molecular function: oxidoreductase activity, acting on paired donors, with incorporation or reduction of molecular oxygen, reduced flavin or flavoprotein as one donor, and incorporation of one atom of oxygen; heme binding; iron ion binding. Gene Ontology annotation, cellular component: cytoplasm; intracellular membrane-bounded organelle. The transcript has 9 exons. Lineage: Eukaryota; Metazoa; Chordata; Lepidosauria; Squamata; Lacertidae.
AGUUAUAUAUUUCCUUUCAGGGUGGGUGCGUGGCUCACUUGAUUUCAGUCAAAACUUGGUGGCAUUUCCAGAAUUUAUUUGCUGCGAAGUAGAUCAAUUACUUCUAGACGCUGGUUGAAAUUGGGAGAUGCCAGCUCAGAUCUGACUAGGAAUCUACUCACAGAGGGGUCUGGCCUAUCAUCCUUACCAGCAUUAGGAUGCCCAUGGAUGGAUAAAAGGGUGAAGUUGUUGGUGCUGGGCGGGUGGUUGUGUUUGAAUGUGGAUAUUGUGGUUUAAAAAUAUAUAUUACAGUUGGACCUUGGUUUUUGAAUAGCUUAGUUCUUGAACAUUUUGGCUCCUGAACGCCGCAAACCUGGAACAUAGCGUUCUAAUUUGUGAACUAUUUUUGGAAGCUGAACGUCUGAUGGGGCUUCUGCAGCUUCUGAUUGGCUGCAGGAGCUUCCUGCAGGCAAUUAGAAGCCACAUUUUGGUUUUCAAACAUUUUGGAAGUUGAACGGACUUCAGGAACGGAUUCCAUUUGACUUCCAAGGUACGACUGUGUUAAAGGAAAUGAGCAUUCAUAUCAGUUACAUGUAAGUCUGUACCCAACCUUGAUGUUGAAAAGCAUAGAAAUUAACCUAUUUUCAGCCCAGGUCUAGAGCUUAUGUUGAUGAUUAACCAACCUUUCCUAAUGGAACACAUACUGGAAAUAAAGGAACUAAGAUUAUUUGGAGAAGGUUGAAGUUGGGGUUUGGCUGGGGUUCUAAUAAGCAGUUGUGUUUUCACCUUGUCUUUUUUAAGUAGUUUCCUGGAUAUAUUUCACCAAAAGAAGAGCCUCAGAGGAAGAUGGAAGUGGCUGUAACAGGAGCUCUGCUCCUUCUCUGGGUUCUCUCCAUCUUCAUUUUCUAUUCCUUAAAAAUGUACAAGAAGAAAAGUCAGCUACCUCCAGGCCCCACUCCCUGGUUCUUCCUGGGGAACCUGCUGCAGAAAGAUGUCCUGCCUCUGAGCAAAAACUAUUCAAAGCUGGUUGAGAAAUAUGGCCCUAUAUUCACUGUCUGGAUGGGACCCAAACCUAUGGUCGUACUUUGUGGAUUUGAUGCAGUAAAAGAUGCUCUGAUGGAUCAUGCUGAAGAGUUUGGUGGGCGUCUUAGCAGCCCCAUCAGUGAACGAAUGACCAAAGGCCAUGGGAUAGACAACUCUAGCGACAUGCAAUGGAGAGAGCUGCGCAGAUUCACAAUUAUGACACUGAGAGACUUUGGAAUGGGGAAGAGAUCAAUGUCUGAAAGGGUGCAGGAGGAAGCUGUUUGCCUGGUGGAGGCACUGGCAGCCACAAAAGGACAGGGCUUUGAUCCGACAACUAAAAUCACAUCCGCUGUUUCCAAUGUGAUCUCAUCAGUCAUCUUUGGGACUCGCUUUGACUACGCAGACAAGACCUUCCUAAAGCACCAAUGCAUUAUAGAGAACCAAGUUGACUUCUUUCAGACUAUCUUGGGACUGCUGUACUCUGCUGUCCCUAAAAUAUUAGACUGCUUUCCUGGAAGACACCAAAAGAUUUUUUCUGAUACUGAUGAGUUGUGUGAUUUCAUCCGUGAGAAUGUGAAAGUACACAGGCAGACGCUGGAUCCUCAGAACAUCCGUGACUUUAUUGACUGCUUUCUUAUCAAGUCUGAGAAGGAACAAAAAUCUGCGAGUGACACCUUCAGAACUGAAAACCUUGUCAUGACAGUGUUUGGCCUUUUUUUGGCUGGGACAGGAACCACAAGCGUUUUCUUGAUCUCUGGCCUCAUGGUGAUGGCUAAGUUGCCACAUAUUCAAGCAAAAGUCCAACAGGAAAUUGAUGAGGUGACGAGUGCCACCCGUGCCCCUAGCAUGGAAGAUCGUGUGAGGAUGCCUUUCACCAAUGCAGUUAUCCAUGAGAUUCUACGAUACCCACUAUUAACUAAUGAGGCCACUCCCCAUACAACGUCUUGUGAUACAAAAUUCAGGGGGUUCACCUUCCCUAAGGGCACUGCUGUUACUUCAUUGUUCACAUCUGUGCAUCGUGACCCUCUCCAGUGGGAGACUCCCGAACAGUUCAAUCCUGGACAUUUUUUGGAUGAGAAAGGCCAGUUCAAGAAGAAAGAUGCCUUAAUAGUCUUUUCAGCAGGGAAGCGGUCAUGCAUUGGGGAAGCCUUGGCGCGGAUGGAGCUCUUCCUGUUCUUCAGUACUCUGCUCCAGAACUUCACCUUCCAGCUGGUUGGAGCCGCAAAAGAUAUGGAUUUAGCCUCUUUGUUUGUGGAGUUCAAUGCUAAAAAUGUCUGUCCUCUGAUGAAAGCCAUCAGACGUUCAGUGUGAUCUUGUGACAAAAGAUAAGCAGAAAGAAUGUGGUCAGUGGCUCCCAGAAUAUUUGUAGUAGGUAGAACAGGAGUACUGCGAGGUGCCUUCCUUCACUCAUUCAACACCUCUCAGUUUCACAUAAGGGUAAUAGCCCUAGAUAUCAGGUAUUAAAAGUUUUCUUAGCAUGGCAAACGAGAAGAGCCUUAGACCUUUCAAUCCCUAAUGUCCAGUCAACUGUUCAUGGGCUCAUUGGCACUUAAUAAAAUGUGACAAAGGAUCA